This is a messenger RNA of Boleophthalmus pectinirostris (great blue-spotted mudskipper), 2316 nucleotides long. RefSeq names its product secernin 2 (gene scrn2). The coding region runs from base 748 to 2004 and encodes 418 amino acids. Gene Ontology annotation, biological process: proteolysis. The transcript is spliced from 9 exons. NCBI's taxonomy places the organism in Eukaryota, Metazoa, Chordata, Actinopteri, Gobiiformes, Gobiidae. Gene Ontology annotation, molecular function: dipeptidase activity; cysteine-type exopeptidase activity. The record is from RefSeq and is a predicted model, not a curated record.
AAAAUCUAACCUAAGAAAAAAGGCCUAUAUAUGAUUAAGUGGUAACUUUCUUUUGCAGGUAAGUCUGGCUUUGUAACUGUUCAUGUAAUUAAAAUAAGCUACAGUAGAGUAGACUCUAUUUCCCUUUCAAAUAUAGGAGUGGGCAAUAUGCCAAAGUAUUAUAUUACCAUUUAGAACCUAUAAUUAAAAUUUUAUGUUACUUAAUUUAGCUUUAUUGUACUCUUUAAGAGGCAGACAUAAAGGUAUCUGCUUCUUCUGACAGUUAACACUUCACUGUAAUUGGUUAAAUCCCCUGUAGCUCGCUCAGAACAUGACAGAGGCUGACCAAUAGGAGGCGUGAGUUAGUAGGGAAAGUGUUUGAGCAUUGAGCUGCUUCACCUAAUCUAUAGCCUAUGUCACACAUCACUCAGCAAACAGUUUAUCAGAAAUGCCUGAGUUCAUCAAGCUUGUUUAUUACGCAUGGACAAUAGCCAAAUCGAUUUGAUUGUUGACUGACUAUAUAAAGUUUAUGAUUAUCCAUGUUAAGCAGCCUUUGAUUAGCUUUUAGCCACUGUUGAUCCUGUCUGCACCCCCUGGUUCUCUACAGCUGCCCGCGCACUGGUUCUGGACCAGACACUACGCGUCCAUACGAGGCGAGACCUUUAAGUACGGACCUUCGGAUUUCUCGGUCACGUGACACACAUCUCCAACCUGCUCCUCGCGGCAGCCGGUGUGUCGUCUGUUCUCACGAAUGAUCCAAGUUGCAGGAUGGCAGAGGGUCCCAGGUCAUGUGACUGUUUUGUAUCCUUGCCUCCUGGAUCCAAACACAACCAAGUGAUUUUUGGGAAAAACUCAGACCGACCCCGCGAUGAGGUCCAAGAGGUGACGUACUACCCUGCAGCAACUCAUCCACCAGGCUCAGUACUGGAGUGCACGUAUAUCCAGAUUCCUCAGGUGGAGCGAACUCAUGCGGUGGUGCUGAGUAAACCUGCCUGGAUGUGGGGGGCGGAGAUGGGGGCGAAUGAUCAGGGUGUGUGCAUCGGGAACGAGGCAGUGUGGACCAAAGAGGAGGUGAACCCUGGAGAGGCUUUGCUUGGCAUGGACCUGCUACGUUUGGGUCUGGAGCGUGGGGACACUGCGUGGAGCGCCCUCUCUGUCAUCACUGAGUUACUGCAGCAGCACGGACAGGGAGGCCAGUGCAGAGAAGACCCCGAACCCUUCUCCUAUCAUAACACCUUCCUCCUGGACCGCUCUGAGGCCUGGGUCCUGGAGACAGCGGGCAGGCUCUGGGUGGCUCAGAAGAUCACAGAGGGAGUAAAGAACAUCUCAAACCAGCUGACCAUCUCCACGGAGAUCUCUGUGGAGCACCCAGAGCUGCGGGCCGUGGCUCAGGCCCAGGGCUGGUGGGACGGUCAGGGCGACUUCAGCUUCUCUCAGGUGUUCACCCCUGAGCAGCCCCCUGCCCGCAUGGAGCUGGCCAAAAAGCGCUACAGAGGGGGCACCGAGCUGCUGCAGCAACAUGAUGGUUCAGUCACAGCAGAGGUGAUGAUGUCCAUAUUGAGAGACAAACCAAGUGGUAUAUGUAUGGACUCUGGAGGCUUCAGGACCACUGGGAGCAUGGUCUCGCUGCUACCCAGAGACCCCAGCCUGCCCUGUGUACACUUCUUCACUGCCACCCCAGACCCAUCCAGGUCUGUCUUCAAGCCUUUUGUCUUUUCGGAUUGUACUGCUCCAGUGCUGAGGGUCAUCUCCCCACAGUUUGGUCCAGAUGACCCAGUCAGAAAACAGCCACGUUUUCAGAGCAAAGUGGACCGCAGACAUGACCUGUACAAGGCCCACCAGGUGGCACUUAACACUAUGGAGACCAACCCAGACGAGGGGUUAGUAAUUUAUGAGAUUUUGCGUGAGCUGGAGUCACAGUGUCUGAGUGAGAUUUCGGCGAUGCUGAAUGGAGAGAUCCCUGGAGACGAGCUUGGAGACCUGUUCUUUGACUGUGUGGACACAGAAAUCAAGUUCUACCAGUGACCAGGGCCAGCGCCCCCAGGUGGAUGCACUAAGUGAUCGCAGCAGGAGAUGGCCCUGAAGACUUGUUACUCUAAUGGCCUCAGCUUCACUCACUCUAUUCUCAUACCAUCUUUAACACUGACUAAACGCACGUGUGAUUGAAGCAUAUUAUCAUCAAAAUCACCAUGGCUGACAUAGAGACAUAGAUGGCACAGGAGAGAUAGGCCUACUAGAAAUGUGAAGAAGUUGCAUUGUACUGCACUGUAGAUUAUGUUUUACUGAUGAAUGACUUGGCAUUGACUGAUUAUUUUGAAAGAUCUAAUAAAGUUCAUA